Molecule: messenger RNA, 1767 nt
Organism: Aspergillus brunneoviolaceus CBS 621.78
Lineage: Eukaryota; Fungi; Ascomycota; Eurotiomycetes; Eurotiales; Aspergillaceae
Product: Zn(II)2Cys6 transcription factor domain-containing protein
Exons: 3
Coding region: 1-1767 (588 amino acids)
Biological process (GO): positive regulation of transcription by RNA polymerase II
Cellular component (GO): nucleus
Molecular function (GO): DNA-binding transcription factor activity, RNA polymerase II-specific; zinc ion binding; transcription cis-regulatory region binding
Source: RefSeq, a predicted model, not a curated record
AUGGUGAGUUGGCAUAAACCUCGCGCGGCACAAUGCAGGACUCACGCGGACAAUCGCAUAUUAGGAUGUCAGACUUGUCUUGGCAAACGCGUCAAGUGCGAUGAACAACAUCCGCACUGUAAACGGUGCGUUCGACUUGGUCUGACAUGCGAAUGGGGACGGGGAAAGCAGCCCCUGGCAGCGAGAAGAAGGGGGCUAGGUCCGAUCAAACGUCGCGACAGUGGUUGCUGGACACCUUCUUCGAUUCAACCACGACAGAGCAAUGAACCAAAUGAGAGAAUUACUGAUGCUCGUAAGCAAUUAUCGACGGAGUACUCGAAUUCGGCAUCUGCUUCAUCUCAAGAACGCCCUCCGUCAUCACCAGUCACCAAUACAGAAUCACUAGCUUUGACAGCAUCGGCAAUUGGAUCCUCAAUAUAUGCAUCAGACUCCUUCGUGGGCAGCAGUCAGAAUCAAGAGAGACUUUCUAUCUACCCAUUUCCUCAAGCUAUCACCACACCUCUCCUUCUGGCCGACCCUUUUACCGGCCCGUCUAUCGGCAGCAGCGACACAGAGGCUGUAUCCUUUCAUCGAAGUGUCUUCGCAUCCAUGAAAUCCUCUCGUUCACCCUCCUUAUCAGCACAUUCGCUAUUCCUCGACCACGCGUGGGACAAAAAAAUGGCCUUUCAUUUUCUACUCGCCCUCUCUCACAGCGAGCUCGCGAUUCAUUUUGGUUACGGAGCCCGUCCGACACCGGAGUCAUGUAUUCAUUUGCAACGAGGGUCUGAGCUACUUAUCCAGGCACGCAACCCCGUCGCACCCACUGAUCAUCUAGAGCUGCUGCUUUCAUUUCUGUACAUCUUCAUGUUUUGGAUGCGAAGAGAACGGAUUUCACCAUCGAAGCUCCGGGCUUUGAGCGCUACUGUGCUUGCAUACAUUCGAGAAUUUGAUCUACUUCAGGCCUGCGCCAGCGACGAGAUACACUCGCUAACAGAGCCCAGAACAAACGCGGUGCCAUACAAAGUCCUGCUAUCCCGCGUCCUCGUCUACCUCUACGACAGAGAUGGAUUCUGCAGCUUCUUCGGAUGCGGGGGCCUGUUGGCCUCAUACAUGAGCGCCUAUCAAGACCAGCUACGUAAAAUCUGGCGCCUGUCACGCACAGCCUUUCUGUGGAACAAUGCUCGGGACCCGUUAUCAUCUCCAAACCCAAAGGCAUCAUUCCAUGAAGUCGACGAGGCAGCCACGUUGCAUGUUUACUUCGAAAUGAUUGGGCUUCAUCACGAGAUCAAUCGCUAUAGCCAAAGUGACACGCCAGAUCUUGCCGUCCAGGGUCAAAUUCAGCGCCGUCUGGAUCAGAUUCGCCAGGAGCAUGCUUCUCUCUUUGACAUCGUAAUUAAUGGAAACGACCCCUCCCUGAUGGCCAUGGUCACAGUCACGCAUUUCCAUGCCCUUUGUAUCUACCUCACCCGUAGCCGCGCUUCUGCAUGGGGAAGCAAGCCGAUCCCAAUCGAGGUCCAGUCCGCAAUGAGUGAUCUUGUUACGACCUUGCACUAUACUAUAUCUCGGGGAAAUCAUGUGCAGCUCAUGGAACGAUUUCAGUGGUCUUUAUUGGUCCUGGGGAUUGAGACACAGGAUCCGGUACAUUGGGAGUGGGUGGAUCGGAACAUCUCCGAUGUGGCCAUUCGGGAAGCCUUUUCUUUCAUCUUGGCGGCAAAACGACGAUCUGGCGGAUGCAUCCCCAUGGCUUUUGUUCGGCAAUUGAUUUGUUGCGGGGAAACGGGGGACUGA